This is a messenger RNA of Petromyzon marinus (sea lamprey), 1092 nucleotides long. The record is from RefSeq and is a predicted model, not a curated record. Lineage: Eukaryota; Metazoa; Chordata; Hyperoartia; Petromyzontiformes; Petromyzontidae.
AUUUAAGAGUAUAUGUGUGUGUGUGUUGUGGUGGUGGGCGGGGUUAUUCGAGUUCAAGUUCUCCUCCGCGGUGACGUAGUGGGGGUGCGCGCGCGCGCGCGCGUGUCACGUGACGGUGUUGUUGUGGAUCUGCCCGUGAGUGGGAGGAGCUAGAACAGUCUGGAGCGAGAGGGGCAGCGACCCUCCCCCCCACACACACACAGACAACACGAGCUGAGCCAAGUGGUGGUGGUGGUGGCUCUGUCUCUGAUCCACCUUCCUCACCUCGCACAGCCGCUGAUUGCCAUAGCAGCUCCACGUAGAAGCGAGAAGAAGUCGGGAGGGCCCGUGAGGGGGUAGACGGAGAGCGGUGUCUGCUUGGGUCUCCCUCGCCUCGCUCCGCUAUAGCUAACUCAACGUCGUUCGUCGGUCUUCGUGGCACCCACCACCUCUUCCACCUCUUCCUCCUCUUCCUCCUCCGCGAGCCUUCGCGAGCCUCCGUAGACUGGGUUGGCGAGGACGGAACGAACCCUCCGGAACCACUCCGCCACCAGCACCGCCCUCAGCACCCCACUGCGUUUCUGAAGCAUGGACGACAGCAAGGCUCUUGGAGGAGUGGGUGGAGUUGGAGGAGGUGGUGGAGUUGGUGGAGUUGGAGGAGGUGGAGGAGGUGGUGGGGUUCUAGGAGGAGGAGGAGGAGGUGGUGAUGGCAAAGUGAAGAAGAUCCAGCACAUAGAGCAGCAGGUGAAGAAGCCGGGCAAGCGUGGGCGCAAGCCGGCCAAGAUCGACCUCAAGGCCAAGCUGGAGCGCAGCCGGCAGAGCGCCAGGGAGUGCCGCGCUCGCAAGAAGCAGCGCUACCAGUGCCUGGAGGAGAUGGUGUCGGGACGCGAGCGCGCCAUAUGCGCCCUGCGCGAGGAGCUCGACAUGUACAAGCAGUGGUGCAUUGCAAUGGACCAGGGCAAGAUCCCGUCUGAGAUCAAGGCGCUCCUGAGCGGCGAGGAGACCCCACGAGGCCUCGCGUCCUCCCUCAACAAGGAGAGGCCUGGCAAGCACUGAACGGGGCGACGACGUCGCCGCCGGGAGGAGACGCGGGGAGACGGCGCCGGGAGAUAU